Molecule: messenger RNA, 1086 nt
Organism: Prunus armeniaca (apricot)
Lineage: Eukaryota; Viridiplantae; Streptophyta; Magnoliopsida; Rosales; Rosaceae
Source: the annotation of a GenBank genome assembly
AUGGCUUUUAGGCUCCAAGCUCUGUCAUGCCUUGUAGCUCUUCAAGUUCUGGUCUUGUUUUCAGAUGAAGCAAGCUCUGCAGGACAUGGACAUGGCACCAGAAUUUCCAGACAAAGAAAGCAAGCGACUGGCUGCAAUCUGUUCCAAGGCAAUUGGGCUUUUGAUGCUUCUUACCCCCUCUAUGAUUCUUCCAGCUGUCCCUUCAUAGAUCCUGAGUUUGACUGCAUCAAGUACGGCAGACCUGACAAGCAGUUCCUCAAGUAUGCUUGGAAGCCUGACUCUUGUGACUUGCCCAGGUUUGAUGGGUUGGAUUUUCUGAGGAGAUGGAAGGGGAAGAAAAUAAUGUUUGUGGGUGACUCACUGAGUCUCAACAUGUGGGAAUCGUUGUCUUGUAUGAUCCAUGCGUCGGUGCCUAAUGCCAAGACCACCUUUAAAAAGGGCUAUUCUGUGAACUUUCAGGACUAUGGAGUGACUUUGUUUAUGUUCCGCACACCAUACCUGGUAGAUAUAGUCAGGGAAAACGUUGGCCGUGUGUUAAACCUGGGCUCCAUCAACGCUGGAAAUUCAUGGAAAGACAUGGACGUGUUGAUCUUCAAUUCCUGGCAUUGGUGGACCCAUACAGGCAAAUCUCAGCCAUGGGACUAUGUUCGGGAUGGGACAAACUUGUACAAAGAUAUGGAUCGUUUGACAGCAUUUUAUAAGGGGCUCUCCACAUGGGCUAAAUGGGUUGACUCAAAUGUUGAUCCUUCAAAGACCAGAGUCUUCUUCCAAGGGAUUUCUCCAACCCAUUAUCAGGGGCAGGAAUGGAAUUCUCCGAAGAAGAAUUGCUAUGGAGAACUUGGACCUCUAUCUGGAGCAACAUACCCAGCAGGGCCACCUCCAGCUUAUGCUGUUGUAAAUAAGGUGUUAAGCACGAUUAAGAAUCCGGUUUACUUGCUCGACAUUACGACACUCUCACAAUUAAGAAAAGAUGCUCAUCCCUCAACUUAUAGCGGCGACCACUCCGGCAACGACUGCAGCCACUGGUGCCUACCUGGGUUGCCGGAUACUUGGAACCAACUCCUAUAUGCAGCUCUCAUCAUGUGA